GUUAGAUUGCGCCGAAUAUCUUCUCCGCUCCCCCGCGCUCAUCGUUUCAAUCGCAGCCGGGGCGCAGGCACGUCUGAACCGCUUUUUUUUUUACAUACAUACAUACAUACAUAAUCCAAAAGGAACCGAGUGGCUACAUGUAUGAAGAAGAGGAGGCUUUUUUGAAGCGUUUCCUGCGGCGAGCUUGUGCCAAGGAGCCCGAACAGGUAGCGAGCGCGACGAUGGUGAGCGACGACACCGCAUCCACACCGGUUUGUUUACUAUGUGCUGAGACCCACACCAACUUCGUGUUGCUUUUCACACGCCACGGGAGGAUUCAUUCAUUGCCAGUGCAUGCAAGCGCAGAUGACUCCUUACUAGCCGUGAUAUCUCGUAGCCACGAGGGUCCCGGUGAGAUGGGAAAAUCUGUGAACAUCCCCAAGGAGGACCACGAGAAGAUGAAGGAGCUUUUUAAGAUAAACCAGUUCAACCUGAUAGCCAGCGAUAUGAUUGCACUCAACAGGAGUUUGCCGGACGUCCGGUUGGAUGGCUGUAAGACCAAGAUAUACCCAGACAACUUGCCAAACACCAGCAUCGUCAUUGUGUUUCACAACGAGGCUUGGAGUACGUUGCUGCGGACAGUCCACAGUGUUGUCAAUCGCUCUCCCAGACACUUAAUCGUGGAAAUUGUGCUCGUGGAUGACUUCAGUGAGCGAGACUUCUUAGGGAAAAAGUUGGAGGACUAUGUGCAGACCCUUGAGGUGCCAGUGAAGAUCCUGAGGAUGGAGCAGCGCUCAGGUCUCAUCCGGGCCAGAUUAAGGGGGGCAGCUGCCACGAAAGGUCAGGUCAUCACCUUCCUGGACGCCCACUGUGAGUGUACUGCGGGAUGGCUUGAACCCUUGCUCGCCCGCAUCAAAGAGGACAGGACAGCAGUGGUGUGCCCCAUCAUCGAUGUUAUCAGUGACGAGAGCUUUGAAUACAUGGCAGGCUCAGAUAUGACCUACGGCGGAUUCAACUGGAAGCUGAAUUUCCGCUGGUACCCCGUUCCCCAGCGGGAGAUGGAUCGACGGAAGGGCGACAGAACACUUCCUGUCAGGACCCCCACCAUGGCAGGAGGGCUAUUCUCCAUAGACAAAACAUACUUUGAAGAAAUAGGAAGCUAUGAUCCAGGGAUGGAUAUCUGGGGUGGAGAGAACUUGGAGAUAUCUUUCAGAAUCUGGCAGUGCGGCGGUUCCUUGGAGAUUGUCACGUGUUCCCAUGUUGGCCACGUGUUCCGGAAGGCUACUCCUUACAGUUUCCCCGGAGGAACGGGCCAAGUCAUCAACAAAAACAACAGGCGGCUGGCAGAAGUCUGGAUGGAUGAUUUCAAAGAUUUCUUCUAUAUCAUAUCACCAGGAGUGAUGCGAGUGAACUACGGGGACGUCUCUUCUCGCAAAGCCCUCCGCGGGGCCUUGAUGUGCAGACCCUUCUCCUGGUAUCUGGAGAACAUCUACCCAGACUCCCAGAUCCCAAGAAGAUAUUACUCGCUUGGGGAAAUCAGGAAUGUUGAGACCAACCAAUGCGUAGACAACAUGGGACGAAAGGAGAACGAGAAAGUUGGCUUCUUCAACUGCCACGGCAUGGGUGGAAACCAGGUGUUUUCAUAUACGGCGGACAAAGAAAUACGCACAGACGACCUCUGUUUGGACGUCUCGCGUCUCAACGGGCCUGUCGUCAUGCUCAAGUGUCACCACAUGAAGGGCAAUCAGAUGUUUCAGUACGAUGCCGAGAGACUCACCUUGCUGCACGUGAACAGCAACCAGUGUUUGGACAUGCUGUUGGAGGAGGAGAAGAUGGUCCCGACCUUGAGGGACUGCAACGGAAGCCGCUCCCAGCAAUGGCUGCUCCGCAACAUGACCCUGAGUCUAUGAUUCCUCGGCCAUUCUGUCGUCUUAUCACUGAGUCCAGAUUCUCCACGCCUUCAUCAGGUGGCUCCAGCCUUACUCCUCUUUUGCUAAUUGCCUCCGUCAUCAUUUAUAGAGAACCCUGUAGCACCUGGUCAUCUUGCACUUUGGAGGAUUUUCCUUUUACAGCUCACUUCAGGUUCAAGAGAUGCUGCCCUUCGGGCUACAUAACAAGCACCAGAACUGGCAAUUAAAUCUGCAGCUAGCUGUACAAACACUGCUCGGAAAACCACUGCUUAGCUGCUGGACAUUGACAAAAAGGAGCAUCUGUGUUUCAGUGUGCAAGACUUUGAGUCCACUGAUGUCCUGGUACGAUCCUUUAAACAACACAAUCCCUGUUGAUGUACUGUAAAAGUAAAUCAUCCUUCUUUCAUAUCAGUGAUUUGCAGCUAAAUGAAACUGUUAAUUAUCCAGGGAACAUGGGCUAUUGAAGGCAGAUACCCAUGUCAAUGUUUGACAAUUCAAAAAAAAAAAAAAAAAAAAAAAAAUGCUCAUGAUAUAUCAUCUUAUAUUUUAUAUAAGUUUUGAUGUGCGAAUAUACAUAUAUUGAACUAAAACAGUUUGGGUUUUAAGGUUUGUAACAAGGUCAGACCCCAAAGAUGUAACUGAGCGUUGUUGUAAUAUACCAACAGUCUCUAUUCGGGAUGCACCAAUACCACUUUUUUAGACAUGGUACUUACAGUUCAGUACUCGAUGAUACCAAGUACCGAUACUUGAUAAUGUCGUUACGUUUCGCAAUUGUGAUGAAAAAACUCAGUUUUCUUGAACAUUGCAUAAGUUUCACUGAAAUAUAACACUUUUCAGAGUAACAAAUUCUCAUUACUGACAUUUCAAAUAUCCAACUGUUUGUUUUUCUUACAGUCUUGCAACAAAUUUCCCUUAAUGUAGCCUGUAAGACAAGGCAUUUUAGUUCCUAACUAAAACCGUGGCAGGACAACUGAAGUGAUAAUCACACCGCUUGAUCGCUUACUUCUCUUUACUCUUUACUUUACUUUACAAAAACUUUUAAUGAAGCAUGUUAUGUAUUAGUUCUAGAAUUGCCACAGCUAUCUAAGUAACAGUGAAGCGAUCAAAGGAUCCAUAACUGAUUUAAUGAGCCAUUCACAGUUUCACUUUAGAGGUCGGUGUGUACUUAGAUUUACAUGCCUUAAUCUUUGAGAUUAUAUGGAUAUGCUACUGGUAGGAUCAACAAGCAUUUCAACAAGGUUUCGGUGUCGAGGUAUCGGAGCAUUUCUAUGAGUACAUGUAAAACCCCAAUUCCAAUGAAGUUGGGACAUUGUGUUAAACAUAAAUAAAAACAGAAUACAAUGAUUUGCAAAUCAUGUUCAACCUAUAUUUAAUUGAGUACACUACAAAGACAAGAUAUUUAAUGUUCAAACUGAUAAACUUGAUUGUUUUUAGCAAAUAAACAUUAACUUGGAUUUUUAUGGCUGCAACACGUUCCAAAAAAUCUGGGACAGGUGGCAAAGGAGACGGAGAAAGUUGAGGAAUCCUCAUCAAACACGUGUUUGGAACAUCCCACAGUUGAACAGGCUAAUUGGGAACAGGUGGGUGCAAUGAUUGGGUAUAAAAGGAGCUUCCCUGAAUUGCUCAGUCAUUCACAAGCAAAGAUGGGGCGAGGUUCACCUCUUUGUGAACAAGUGCGUGAGAAAAUUGUCGAACAGUUUAAGGACAAUGUUCCUCAAGUUACAAUUGGAAGGAAUUUAGGGAUUUCAUCAUCUACGGUCCAUAGUAUCAUCAAAAGGUUCAAAGACUCUGGAGAAAUCACUGCAUGUAAGCGGCAAGGCCGAAAACCAACAUUGAAUGCCCGUGACCUUCGAUCCCAAAAACCGCAUCAAAAACCGGCAUCAAUGUGUAAAGGGUAUCACCACACGGGCUCAGCAACACUUCAGAAAACCAAUGUCAGUAAAUACAGUUCGGUGCUACAUCCGUGAGUGCAACUUGAAACUCUACUAUGCAACUACUACUCUACUAUUUAUCAACAACACCCAGAAACGCCGCCGGCUUCUCUGGGCCCGAGCUCAUCUAAGAUGGACUGAUGCAAAGUGGAAAAGUAUUCUGUGGUCCGACGAGUCCACAUUUCAAAUUGUUUUUGGAAAUUGUGGACGUCGUGUCCUCCGAGCCAAAGAGGAAAAGAACCUUCCGCAAAGUUCAAAAGUCAGCAUCUGUGAUGGUAUGGGGCUUAGUUAGUGCCAAUGGCAUGGGUAACUUACACAUCUGUGAUGGCACCAUUAAUGCUGAAAGGGACAUACAGGUUUUGGAGAAACAUAUGCUGCCAUCCAAGCAACGUCUUUUUCAUGGACGCCCCUGCUUAUUUCAAUGCCAAACCACAUUCUGCACAUGUUCCAACAGCGUGGCUUCGUAGUAAAAGAGUGCGGGUACUAGACUGGCCUGCCUGCAGUCCAGACCUGUCUCCCAUUGAAAAUGUGUGGCGCAUUAUGAAGCGUAAAAUAUGACAACGGAGACCCCGGACUGUUGAACACCUGAAGCUGUACAUCAAGCAAGAAUGGGAAAGAAUUCCACCUACAAAACUUCAAUAAUUAGUGUCCUCAGUUCCCAAACGUUUAUUGAAUGUUGUUAAAAGAAAAGGUGAUGUAACACAGUGGUAAACAUGACCCUGUCCCAGCUUUUUUGGAACGUGUUGCAGCCAUAAAAUUCUAAGUUAAUGAUUAUUUGCUAAAAACAAUUAAGUUUAUCAGUAUGCACAUUAAAUAUCUUGUCUUUGUAGUGUAUUCAAUUAAAUAUAGGUCGAUCAUGAUUUGCAAAUCAUUGCAUUCUGUUUUUAUUUAUGUUUAACACAACGUCCCAACUUCAUUGGAAUUGGGGUUGUACAAACGUACAGUCUCGGCACAUAUACCAAUCCUGAUAUUGGUAUCGGUGCAUCCCAAGGGUUUAUAACAAAAACUAAAGAAGAGGGAGGAAAAGGCCCAAAAUUCAUGGGACAAGAAGCAGAAUGAAAAUAUGUCCCAUCCGAUCACACAAAGGAACAAAAGGAACAAUCUUGCAAACUCAUUGGGAGCUGAUUACCAAUAACUCCCAGGUGCGCACCUCCUUCCUCCUAAGGGAACAAGGGAAACAAAAACAAAGGUUAGAGCCAACUGACAGAAAAAAAUAAUAAAACUCAGAACUUUGGGCGAAAUUAUGUCUCUGGGUGAGUAUUUCCCAUGGCAAUGGUUGAAUGACAUUUAAAGGUAGCUGUUGCUAGGAGAUGCACCGUAAACUUUGUGGAACAUAUCGAAGAGAGGAGUCUUAUGAGCUCCCCAAAGCACAACUGUAAUCAAAAAGUCAGCAGUCAAUCAGCUGUCCUUAGGCAACGUUGAACAUUUUGCCGCAAUCAUGUAGCUACCUGCCACUUGUCUACCUGUGUACCUUUAAUUAUUUUGAGGGUCUGCCAAAACAUAUUUGAUUAUUACAUCAACAACGUCAUUAAUGUAUGCGCCCUGGAGAUAGAAAUCUUGCAAAGCAUGUCAGUCUGAAUACUAUGGAGCCCCAGACAUGACGUGGAAAAAAAAAUUACUAGUUCGUGCACACAAAUUAGUGGUUUGUGCGCACAAGCUACGAAUUUGUAUGCACAAACUACUACUUCGUGGUCACAAACUACUUAUGCGCACAAAAUAGUUACAGCGUGCGCACCAAGUAAUUGUGCGCGUGAAGUGGUAAUUGUGUGCACGAAGUAACGGUGACUCCAUACUGGACUGGAGGGUAACCAAAUCGAGCACGCUUUUACGGACUUGCUGCACGUGACGCAGCCGAAACUGCAAGACACAUGCGAUGACUUCAGGGUAAGUUUAUUUUCUUAUCAUGUUCUCGUCAAUAUCCCUGUCCAAUGUGUAGCUUACGAGCUUUAGCCUCGCUUCGACCUUCAACUUCGAAGGGUGCGCUCGAUUUGCUUACCCUCCUGUCCAGUUUGGAGCCGGCGUUACUUCGUGCACACCCUGUAACUAUUUCGUGAGCACAAACAAGUACUUCGUACGUAUAAAAUAACUAUUUUCUGCGCACAAGGUGGUAGUUCGUGCGCACAAAGUAAUAGUUCGUCUGCACGAUGUAGUAGUUCGUGCGCACGAAAUAGUUUAUUGUAGUAGUUUGUGACCACAAAGUAGCAGUUCAUGCACACGAUGUAGUAGUUAGUGCGAACAAAAGGUUUUUUUUUUCCCCCCUCAUGUCAUGUCCGGGGCUCUGUAGUACAAAUUCUCAUUACACGUGAAAAAAAAAAAUAUAUAUAUCUUAACUGGUUAUAGAUGUUGUACUUUGUUACAGAUUGGAAGACUUGAACAAAAAAGUUCAGGUGUCCAUCAUUAUUUUCAGACAAAAGGAAAUGUCGUAUUUCAUCAAACAGUGGCCUCAACUCUGGUAAUUGUGGUGUGUGUCCCAAAAUAGAUGCCGCUGUUUUUCCCCUCAGGAUACUAAAAAUUGUGGUAACUGUAACUACCACGUUCAUAGACACAGACAUUGUUCUCCCAUGGACAUGAAAGACUUAACUGCUGAGCUCAUUUCCACUUUGUUGCAAACCAAAAUGGCAGCAAAGCACAGAAACUCCGUCCGACUAAUUCAAGUUCUGGACUCUAGCUCCCACUUGGGACUUCGCAUCACCUCAAAAUCAGUAGUACAGCACAGCAGAAGAUUUAAGCUGAAGAAUUAUCGCUAUACAUGUGAAAGAAACAAAGUCUGUACAACUUCCAUCCAUCCAUUUUCUGAGCCGCUUCUCCUCACUAGGGUCGCGGGCGUGCUGGAGCCUAUCCCAGCUGUCAUCGGGCAGGUGGCGGGGUACACCCUGAACUGGUUGCCAGCCAAUCGCAGGGCACAUAGAAACUAACAACCAUUCGCACUCACAGUCAUGCCUACGGGCAAUUUAGAGUCUCCAAUUAAUGCAUGUUUUUGGGAUGUGGGAGGAAACCGGAGUGCCCGGAGAAAACCCACGCAGGCACGGGGAGAACAUGCAAACUCCACACAGGCGGGGACGGGGAUUGAACCUCGCACCUCAGAACUGUGAGGCUGACGCUGUAACCAGUCGGCCACCGUGCCGCCCUGUACAACUUUAACUGAAAAAAAAAAAUGCAAUUGAAAUUUAGAAUGAAUUCUAACACAUCUUCAAAUUGGGCACUUAAUAGUAGCUGUGAAUGUGCCUUUUACAAUAUUUCUUUAUUCUGUAGGUAGGUUUUGUUAGAACCUAUUAAUAUUACCCAUUUCACAACACAGUGAUCUUUUAUGAAUGAAUGCUGCUUAAAGACUGAAUCCCUGCUAAGUGCCUGCUCGGCAUACAGACCAAAAUUCAGUCACUGUUGUCAUACCACUCUCCCGUUUAUUUUAUUUAUUUAUUUGAAAUUUGCUUAAAUGUGUGAUAUUAUAAUUGGGCUGUAUUGUUUCAGUGUACUGGUCCCAAAGUGAUGUUGCCUGAUUGUACAGUCUGCCUUUUUAGAGAAAAAUAGAAGAUUAAAGAUUAAAACAUAUUUUAAAAAGUGUAAAUGAAAGGAGCAUCUGCCCAUCAACAAUGAUUAUCCUUGUACAACUAUAGGGACAGUGGAAGACCAUUAAAUGGUGUCUACUUCAAGUACCACUUACUGUACCUUUUGAUGACAAGAUGCACUGCCUCCUGCCUCCCACCCCCUUGCCUGACAAUCUGGAUUAAAUGGUGCAGUAUUUUCCAUUUUGCUUUCACCAA
Molecule: messenger RNA, 7581 nt
Organism: Phyllopteryx taeniolatus (common seadragon)
Lineage: Eukaryota; Metazoa; Chordata; Actinopteri; Syngnathiformes; Syngnathidae
Gene: galnt13
Product: UDP-N-acetyl-alpha-D-galactosamine:polypeptide N-acetylgalactosaminyltransferase 13
Exons: 11
Coding region: 138-1889 (583 amino acids)
Cellular component (GO): Golgi apparatus
Source: RefSeq, a predicted model, not a curated record